UUCACUUACUGAACGUUACACGCACAAUACGAACACAUAGACAAAUUCGUAAACAUACCCAGAUUAAUAUAUUUGGUCCUGUGCAUGUUUGGGACGUAUAAACAACAGUCGGUUAUUGUUACGCCUCCAGACGAGUGUUAUACGGGUAUAACGGAGGAUUGAUCUGCACAACUCCUCACCUGUGAAUAUUUUACCUGUGGAGAUCACACCUGUGUAUUAGGUUACUGAUAUCCCAACAGUGUAUUCGCCGUGUAUAUGAGGUAAAGGAUGUGAUUCCCAAUCCACACAGACGGCGCUUAGUGAGAAGAAAAUUAGGAUUCGUUGACAGUCUUUUCCGUGUCAGACCUUGUGCCGGACCCUGCAGACAUGACUUUGUUUAGCCCGAUAUGUGAAAGUCAGUGAUUUUAAGGUUACGUCGUUUUAUCAACAGUGACUUAAUACUGUUUACCUGUCGUUACCUAACUCACCUGUGCUGACAGGAGUCAGAUGUACAAUCAGUAUGUCAAAUAUGCCGGACGACCAAACUUUCAUUGUGGUGCGAUACGGUGAUGACGAGUCAGCACUGUUCAAUCCGUAUUGUACGAGUCAUACUCUUAUGGAGUGGAUCAGAAAAAAGUGUCGUUGUGAAGAUGACAUUACGAUAGACCUUGUCGAUCUCGAGGGUCAGGUGAAGAAUCUCCCAACCCGACCUAAAGACUACGCCAGCGAGAUGGUCACAGGACGUGAGACAUACGUGUUAAUACGAGUCGAACGAUGUAACGACGGGAAGUUUAGCUAUACAUCUCUACUCAACAACCUUGCUGAAGUAAAUCCUGAACUGAACGUUAAGCUAUCUAGUAUGUCCAGACCCACGACGAGAACGAAUAAGAAUAAGAAACAGAAACCCCAAGUGAAGCAGAUGAAGACGGCGCGUCAGGAGUCCUCUCAGGGCAAGAGGCCAGGGAGCAGCGAGAAGCCAAAGAAAUCAGCCAAAUAAAAGUGCCACGUUUACGGAUAUUCUUACAGUGCUGUUAGAUUGUAUACUUGCUCGCAUGCGACAGUUUGAAAUGAUAAUAUUAUCAAAUCGGUCGCAUUAUCAACACAUUAUUUCUUCAUAUUUACAUAUCUUAGCAAUGACGUUUCUGGUAGUUUACAACAAUGACAUUUGUGAAUAGAUACUACUAUCGUGAAGAGUUCAAUGUAUGUGUAUUUGCAAGGCCAUGACAUAAUGUAAUAAUUUAUUUUCACGGAAGAAAAUACCUACAUGUAGUAGGUUAAUGUGUUCUUGGAUCCGUCCCUGUGUACAUAUUUUGCAUUAUAUUGAAUACGUAGAAUAAAUCCCUAUCAAACACUCUAA
Messenger RNA from Pecten maximus, 1336 nucleotides. RefSeq lists its product as uncharacterized. The record is from RefSeq and is a predicted model, not a curated record. Bases 500 to 976 code for a protein of 158 amino acids. NCBI's taxonomy places the organism in Eukaryota, Metazoa, Mollusca, Bivalvia, Pectinida, Pectinidae. The transcript is spliced from 5 exons.